CUGGCAAAAUUUUUGACUCUUCAGUACGCUACGCGUCGUGAGCGAGUGAAAAUCGAACGCGUGCGAAUAUGUCGCUCACCUGCGCAAUUUCGAACGAGGUGCCGGAUCAUCCAGUGAUCUCACCGGUGUCUGGAGCAAUUUUCGAGAAACGGCUAAUCGAGAAGUACGUCAAUGAAGCCGGAGUUGAUCCAGUCAACGGCCAAGAACUGACAAUCGAGCAAUUGAUUGAAGUCAAAACUCCACCAGUUACAAAGCCAAAACCUCCAAGUGCUACAUCUAUACCUGCUAUUUUGAAAAUCCUUCAAGAUGAGUGGGAUGCUGUUAUGCUGCACUCUUUUACUUUGAAGCAACAAUUGCAAACAGCAAGACAAGAACUUUCUCAUGCAUUAUAUCAGCAUGACGCUGCAUGUAGAGUAAUUGCUCGAUUAACAAAGGAAGUAACGGCUGCUAGAGAAGCUUUGGCCACAUUAAAACCACAAGCUGGAAUUGCCCAAAAUGCUACAGCUCAACCAGCACUGGCUGCAGAAGCUGGUGGUAUUGCAGCUCAACCUACAGAACAAGCUGGCAUUACAGAAGAUGUCAUUCAGAAAUUGCAAGAAAAAGCUACUGUUCUCACACAAGAAAGAAAGAGAAGAGGUCGAUCUGUUCCAGAGGAAUUGGUUUCCCAAGAAAAUAUACGAUCAUUUCAAACUCUGGCUUCACAUCCUGGUCUUCACUCAGCAAGUGUUCCUGGUAUUUUAGCUUUGGACAUUCAUGCUUCUGACACAAGUAAAAUUUUGACAGGAGGAGCAGAUAAAAAUGCUACAGUAUUUAAUAAAGACACAGAACAAAUUGUUGCUGUACUGAAAGGUCAUUCCAAAAAGAUUACCAAAGUUGUUUACCAUCCAGAAGAAGAUGUUGCUAUUACUGCAUCAUCUGACUCUACAAUUCGUAUCUGGAAUGUUCAAACAUGUCAAACUUCUCUUUUACUCAAAGCUCAUGAAGCACCCGUCAAUGGUCUCUCAUUACAUCCUACUGGUGAUUAUCUUUUAAGUUCAUCCCUAGACUCCUAUUGGGCUUUCUCUGACAUACGUACUGGAAGAUUAUUGACAAAGGUUUCUGGCCAAAGUCAACAACCACUCACUACAGCACAAUUCCAUCCUGAUGGAUUGAUUUUUGGUACUGGAACAGCAGAUUCACAAGUGAAAAUUUGGGAUUUGAAGGAACAAUCUAAUGUAGCCAACUUCCCUGGUCACACUGGACCAAUUACAGCUAUUAGUUUUUCAGAGAAUGGUUACUAUUUAGCGACGUCAGCUGAAGAUUCAUGUGUAAAACUAUGGGAUCUGCGUAAAUUGAAAAAUUUCAAAACCCUGCAACUUGACGAGGGUUACGAAGUUAAAGACAUUUGUUUUGACCAAAGUGGUACUUAUUUAGCUAUCGCUGGAACUGAUGUUAGGGUAUACUUAUGUAAAAUGUGGAGUGAAUUGAAAAUCUUGAACGAUCACACUGCACUUGCCACUGGUGUGAGAUUUGGAAAACACGCUCAGUACGUUGCAUCCACGAGUAUGGAUAGAACGCUGAAGCUUUAUGGACAGGCGUAACCACUACAAUUAGCUGUACAUUAAUAACAAUUUUUAUAAGUAAAAAAAGAAUCAAUUGAAUGUACAAUUUUCAAGCAUGAAUCAUUUAUGCUCGAAAUUGCGUUGAUAAAUUUUUUUUUGUAAAUGAAUCGAAUGACCACAUCAAAACCUUGCAAUUGUAAUAAAACAUUAUCUUUCACUAAAAAAUCAAUUCGUCCAUUGGAAAUUCUGUAAACUGAUGGCCGUUUUCGGCUAACAUUUUUCUAUAAUAAAAAUCACGAACGAAUUCA
Molecule: messenger RNA, 1849 nt
Organism: Trichogramma pretiosum
Lineage: Eukaryota; Metazoa; Arthropoda; Insecta; Hymenoptera; Trichogrammatidae
Gene: Prp19
Product: pre-mRNA-processing factor 19
Exons: 7
Coding region: 69-1580 (503 amino acids)
Biological process (GO): protein ubiquitination; mRNA splicing, via spliceosome; DNA repair
Cellular component (GO): cytoplasm; Prp19 complex; U2-type catalytic step 1 spliceosome
Molecular function (GO): protein binding; ubiquitin protein ligase activity
Source: RefSeq, a predicted model, not a curated record